AACUCGGAGCUCUUCACGCUGACCUACGGUGCCCUGGUCACCCAGCUCUGCAAGGACUACGAGAACGAUGAGGACGUCAACAAGCAGCUUGACAAAAUGGGUUACAACAUCGGGGUUCGGCUAAUAGAGGACUUUCUGGCCCGGUCCAAUGUCGGAAGAUGCCACGAUUUCCGUGAAACCGCAGAUGUUAUUGCAAAGAUAGCAUUUAAAAUGUACCUGGGCAUCACUCCGAGCAUCACCAACUGGAGUCCUGGAGGUGAUGAGUUCUCCCUGAUCUUGGAAAAUAACCCCUUGGUGGACUUCGUUGAGCUCCCUGACAACCACUCCUCUCUCAUCUAUUCCAACCUGUUGUGCGGAGUGCUGCGUGGUGCCCUGGAAAUGGUUCAGAUGGCCGUAGAUGUCAAAUUUGUCCAGGACACACUGAAGGGUGACAGCGUCACAGAGAUAAGGAUGAAGUUCAUCCGGCGGAUUGAAGACAAUCUUCCGGCUGGCGAAGAGUGAGUCACAGCUCCGGCUUCCUUUGGGACCGGAGGGGACCAGCUGGUUUUGGCCACGAGCUUUCACCACGGAUCUCCAGGCAUCCUGUGCCCCUCUACACUCAGACUGACUCACUGACUGUAUAAGAUGUUGUUAUAUUCUUCUACUGUUCCUUCCAUCUCCUGUAGAAGACGAUUGUCUGGUUGCUCUUUAUUCCACGGGUUCAUUCUGAAGCUUUUUCAUAAGGUGAUGCCCUUUUCGUAUUCCCCUGGGGGCUCUUUCUACGCUCACUUUCUAAUUGCGACGUUCGGUCGCGGGAGAACUACCCCUCACACUCAAGGAGAGCUCCAGCCUGUUCCAAAUCUGAAUCCACGAUUUAUUACUGGAAUUGGAGACC
Messenger RNA from Eurypyga helias (sunbittern), 874 nucleotides. RefSeq names its product trafficking protein particle complex 3 (gene TRAPPC3). The transcript has 4 exons. The annotation marks the transcript as partial. NCBI's taxonomy places the organism in Eukaryota, Metazoa, Chordata, Aves, Eurypygiformes, Eurypygidae. Gene Ontology annotation, biological process: intra-Golgi vesicle-mediated transport; endoplasmic reticulum to Golgi vesicle-mediated transport. The record is from RefSeq and is a predicted model, not a curated record. Gene Ontology annotation, cellular component: cytosol; cis-Golgi network membrane; TRAPP complex.